Messenger RNA from Closterium sp. Yama58-4, 294 nucleotides. Lineage: Eukaryota; Viridiplantae; Streptophyta; Zygnematophyceae; Desmidiales; Closteriaceae. The record is from the annotation of a GenBank genome assembly.
AUGCCUCUCGGCACAUGCGGUGACUCGGACCCUGAAAGCCCGCUCUGCGCCAAGCUGACCCUUUCAGGAGAGCUGCGUCGAGUUUUUGACGCUGAAGAGCUCUCGUUCGCCAAACACUCCCUCUUCACUCGACACCCCGAGAUGCAGACGUGGCCCAAGGACCAUCACUUUCAAGUGCUCAAGCUUGUCCUCGCUAAUGUCUUCCUCAUUGACGGGUUUGGUGGACCCAGGCACAUCACUGUAGAACAGUACUACAGUGCAUCGUCUAACAUUUCAGUUUCAAAGCUUAGCUAA